This is a messenger RNA of Eucalyptus grandis, 869 nucleotides long. RefSeq lists its product as uncharacterized. Bases 166 to 645 code for a protein of 159 amino acids. The transcript is spliced from 3 exons. The record is from RefSeq and is a predicted model, not a curated record. Lineage: Eukaryota; Viridiplantae; Streptophyta; Magnoliopsida; Myrtales; Myrtaceae.
CUUGGUGGCAUCUUUUUCCCUCCUCGCGACUGUGCGGGCGAUCCCACUCCGCCACCUCUCCUUCCCAGGUUCUCCUUUUCAUGCUCUCUCUCAGCCUCUCUGUCUCACUCUCUCUCUCCCCCCCUACAAUAAAUUCACAGGCUGAAGCUUCUCAACGUGUCUCCCAUGGAACUUUCAUGUGGGGAUGACGCUAAUACAGAGGAGCGGAGAGUUUCAUUGACAGAAGGCACGCAUAAUAGUGGGGAAGGAGGUAAUUGCAUGGAAGUCCAUCAUCACCACCAUGAGGUGGAAUUGGAGAUUGAAUUCUGGCCGCUGGAACACCCGACUGAGCCGCCGGACGAAGAUCAGCCCGUGCAAUGCCCAAUGCUCAGCACUUCUGCUAUUCCCGGUGCGCAAAUGAACGAGGAGCGAAUUGCGGAGAGCAUGAGGAAGCGAGCAGAAGCACAGGAAUUGGCAAAGACAGGGAAGGUCACGGUGGCUUCUGAACCGUCGGUCCGACCCCUGCGCAAGAGGCAUCACACACUUACCCAUGGGGACAUCGUCAUAACCCCAGUAAGGACCAUGCCUCCACCGCCGCCACCUCCACCGCACAACAUCACCAUUUUCCGCAUGCUUCAGCAGCGGUUUGACAGUCUCGAGAACUGAAGGAUUACCGCCGUCCGAAAAAGAGAAAUCCCCUGAACCUUCCCACUUUUGCCCGUUCUGUUUAUAGCACAUUUGGUAGGGUUAAUUGUCAAAAGUUAAUAUGGCACCAGAUCUGUCAAAGACAUCUCUUCUUAGCUGUCAUAUUACCGGCAGUGUACUCGGAACGGCCAUAUGCGUAUGUUAUCGGCAGGUGAAUUAAGCGUCUCUUCCUACUUAUUGACAUA